This is a messenger RNA of Podarcis lilfordi (Lilford's wall lizard), 20442 nucleotides long. NCBI's taxonomy places the organism in Eukaryota, Metazoa, Chordata, Lepidosauria, Squamata, Lacertidae. The record is from the annotation of a GenBank genome assembly.
AUGUGCGUAUGCUGGGCGCGCGUCGAUCGCGAGCGCAACGGCGACGGCGACGCAUGCGCGCCGUCACUCGCCCGUUCGCUCGGAGCAGCUGGCUUCGUCCCUCAGUUCGGGGAAGUGGGGAGACGAGGAGCCGCCGCCGCCAAGACGGACUUCUUGUGGGACAAGCGCACCGGGCUGGCGGCCAAGAGGGUGCGGGAAAGUGCGGGGGGAGGGCUGUUAAGGACGGGGUGGGGCGAGGGGAGCUCGCCCUCCGCCCCUCCCCCCGCUGUGGGGGGCAUCUAUGGGGCAGGACGGGGGGGGCUCAUGAGGGGCAGACCAGGCCCAGGGGGUGCUGUGGGAGGGGGGUGACCUGGGGCAGCUCUUCCCUCGGUCGCCUUUCAUUCUUAUUCUUAUUAAUCACCUCUCAUUAAUUACCUCUCAGUUAAUUACGUCACAAUAAUGGGGGUCGUGAACAGUUAUUACAUUAUUAUGUACAGUUAUUUCGUGAACAGUUAUUGCAUUAUUAUUACUAUUACUAUUCUUAUUAAUCACUUCUCAUUAAUUACCUUUAAGUUAAUUACAUCACAGUAAUGGGGGUCGUGAACAGUCGCCCCCACAACCACACUUAGGCCUUGGGAACAACUAGGCGACCCCAGCAGGGUGGGCCUCUUGAGAGAGCCCUACUGGCAGCCUUUUUUUAUUUUCCUGUGUAGGCCGCUCGAUUGUAAACACAGGCACCCCUCGGAGUGGCUGGGGGAAAAGACUGGAAAGCAGCGAAUAGCUCAGUUGGUAGAGCAUUAGGCUCUUAAUGCCAGGGUCGGAUGGGCAGAAGGUUGGGGGGGGGUCUGGAUGACCCUUGUGGUCCCUUCCAACUCUGCAAGUCUGUUAUUCCGUGAAAUUGUCCUGCUGUUGUAGUUGUAGUGGGUGAGGAGGGGCAGCUCUUCGCUUGGCUCUCUCUUUCUUUGCUCUUGUUGUCGUUUAUCGCAUUUGUAUUCCAGCUUUUCUUCGAGGAGCUGAAGGUGUUAUUGCUGGCUUGUGCUCUCUCUCUCUCUCUCUCUCUCUCCCACCAUUAAUCACCUUCCCUAGCACUACAUCAUCACCCAUUGUUGUUGUAGGGGUGGUGAUUAACAGCAACCACAACCACACUUAGGCAUUGUUUACAGCGCAGUCCUAAUGCAGGCAACACCAGGAUGUGUGGAUUGUGUUGGGCUAAGAGCCCAACGUCGGGGUGUUAUUUGUUUCAUAUAAUUUAUUAUCUGCAGCUUGAUUGUAAAAACCAAAUAAACCUCAAAAGGCUUUACAAAAAGAGUAAAGCGGUGAAAUUAUCAGUAAAGAAACCUCAGCUAUUUAAAACAAAAAACCAGAACCAGAGUAAAAUGCAUGUCAGCAUUCUGCGUAUCUGGAUAUGCUUGUCUAAGCAAGAAAAUGUUUUUAGCAGGUGCUGAAAAAAGUACAGCGAAGUUGUGUAGACCUGCUGGAAUCGGGAGCUGUGUCUGUUAGGACUCACCCUCUUGACUAUUUUAAAUACUGAAUUUUAAACAGAAGAGCUUAAGAAAGGGCCUGUCUAAUCCAGCAUCCUGUUCUUAACAGUGAGCAAUCAGAUUGUCACGUUCCUGUGAGAAACCUGCAAAUUAUUUUAAAUUGUUGUAACCCUGUCCUGGGACCUGCAGGUGAAAGACAGGCAAUACCAAUAAUAAAAAUAAUAUUCGAAACAUUUGUAUACCACUUAAUUAUUUGCAUUUCUAUGUGGUGCCUAUAAAUGACAAUCCACCGAAAACAGGACAACAAGCAAAUUUAUCAUAAAAUCAAACGUUUUAUUUAUUAGUUGCUUGUUACCGAGGGUGGUUUUCAUAUACAUUCAGAGAGAGAGAGAGAGAGGCCAACUUAAAAUCUGUUGACUUCUGUGGGUUUACUCUGAGUAGGACUUGGUUUGAUAAAAUUCCAUCACUCCAGGGGAGAUGGGUGACAAGAGCAGCUCCUUUGGGGUGGCUUUUCAUUGCAAUAAUAAUGGCAAUGCCACUGUUAUUUCUUUAUUACAUGUAUAUCCCACCAUACCUCAAAGGAGCUCAAGGUGGCAUACGUGGGUCUCCCCCUCCCCAUUUUUAUCUUCACAAGAACCCUGUUAGGUAGGUUAGGCUAAGAGACAGCAGCUAGCCCAGGAUCACUCACAGCUGAGCGGGGAAUUGGACCCUGGUCUCCCAGAGUUCUAGCUCACCACUUGAACUUUUAUGUGCCACACUGGCACACUAACAUGGUUAACAGCAGUGCUUUUAUUUUUUAGGGGGAAAAGGUUCUGGUACUCACCGUGAGAUAAAGGCAUUUGAAAGCAGCCCUGUAUCAGGAAGUCUUCAAUGCUUGAUGUUGUAUUAUAUUUUUAUAUUUUGCUGGAAGCUGCCCAGAGUGGCUGGGGAAACCCAGCCAGAUUCGGGGGGGGGUAUAAAUAAUAAAAUUAUUAAAGUAAUUAUUAAAAUCAUGCCCUUUAUAUACCCAACACCAGCAUUGUAGGGUGACUACUGUAGCUUUUCAGGGGAGGAGGCUGACUUUCUUUUCAUUAGCAUGAUUUUGUCAUUGAGUAUGAAGAGUAAUGACAUUGUUGAGUAAUGUGUCUGUAAUAGAUGCAGCACAAUUGUGUGUGAAAUGUGUUACAGUGACAGCAGGGUAAGAGGCUGGCUCCUGCUAGCAUUAUUUAUUAGUAGUAUAUCAGUAGUAGUAAUAGUAGUAAUGACUUAACAACAGUAGCAUUGUUAAUAGUGUAUUUGCAGUAUUUUCAACACCAUAAUUGUAUCUGAGGUGGGUGAUGAGAGUAGUUUUUCAGUGCAAGUGUUGUUGUUGUUUAAUAUGAUGCUUAUAUUAUUCAAUCCUGUAAUUCAUAAUAUAUGUAGCAGCGUCACUGAUGGUGGAUAGGAAGGACAGAUUUUCAAGGGACAGGUUCUGUUUUUAAAAUUAGUUUCAUUCAUAUUAAUGAUAAAUUAACAGCAGCUUUGUUAACAGUGUGUCGUCCCCCCCCCAUGGGUGGUCCGGAGGCUGACAAGAGAGCAUUGCCUUUUCAGAGGUGGCCCCUGCUAGUGGAAUGCUCUUCCCGGGAAGGCUCACCUGGCACCAUCUUUAUUUCUAGUUGCUAGGCAAAGACUCUCCUCUUCACCUGCACUUUUGGCCGUUAACUUGAAGGGUUUCAGGCAUUUCUGGCCUCUUUGAGUGGGGCAGGAUCUGUGAACGCUGGCGGAGGAAGAGGAGCAUGGGGGGGAAGCUCCAUGAAGCUCCGCCACUGUCUGUGAGACCCAUCUUUUCAAGAUGUGGUUUUAAGGCUUUUACCCAAUUUGUUUUAAUGAAGGUCGCUUUAGAUCACUUUUGUGAGGAAAGUGACUAACGAAUAUAAAUAAUAUUCUUAUAUGUCAUCAUUUGUUGGCAAGGCGCCUAAUAAAUGUGUUCUAGGUGCUGUAAAAAAAGGUGUGGUGUGGAUGUGACCUAAGAAACUGAUUUAGAUACAGACUAAGAAAUGGAUGUAGAUAAAUAAUUCUGGACUAUUUGUAUAUUGAAUUAUUUUUAUCCUACUGGGUUGUUGUUUUUUAAGUCUGUAAUGAAUCCUGCUGCUUAUGUGUGUCCUAGCUGUCUUAUUCUGCUCCUUUUACAGUUCCUUGUUUUUUUAAAGUUUGCUUUGUAAAUUAUUAGUCUGAACUGAAAAUGGAGCUGCAUUUUUGUGUGUGUCCUUGUUCUUUGUCUCCAGCUCAGCUUUGAGUUUGUUUGUUGUUGGUGCCGUUUUUCUUUUCUUUUCCUGCAGGGUUUCUAAAAUGGUUUUCUUUGUAGUUUUUAUCUCUUUCGCAUGCUGCUUUGAGUGUGUGGAAAGGUGGUGGGUUGCAUAGAUUUAUGAAUCUCAAGCUCUUCUUGGCAUGCUUAAACUCUGGAAUGUGCUCCCACCUGAGCAGGUACUGAGGGCGGCCUACUUGGAUGGCUUCAAGUUUAAAAGAGAAUUAGGCAAGGUCAUAGAAGAGAAACUUGCACAGCUUCCUGUGUAUCAAUGAACACAAGGAUCUCAUGGCGUAGAGGUGGGCAGAAAGACUGGGGCGUGGGGUGUAAUUUGUGAUAGAUUGGCAAGGAUUUGUGAUUCUCAGCUGUUUUAACAAGAGCAGUAACGAAAGCUCCUCUCCCACAAUGGUGCAUUCCAUGACAUCUUUUAUUUAGGUGUAAGUCCCACUGUGGCAGUUGGAAUUUCCUCCCCAGAUUAUAAUUGCUGUGAAUUCAAAGCAAAGGCGUGGGCAAGUGCAUGCUCUGAGGCACUGGUCAGGAAUGGAGGGAACUGUAGCCCUCCAAGAUCUGGAAAGAUACAGGCUCCUCCAUCCCUGGGGGAUAGGAAGAGCUAUUUUAAGAGCAAUUUGGAAACUCUGUAUGGUCUUUUAAAUAGCUCUUGUAAAUGGCUCUUGAUUGGAUGUAACAGCAUAAUGGCAGGGCUUUUUUAAUUAAUGAAAACUUUGUAUAGAUUAGUUUGUGUCAAAACACUAUUCUGUUGACUGCUGGGGAAAACCCUUUGUUUCAUUUUUUUGCAAUUCAAAACAGGCUCCUUCCCCCCCAUUAACGUUUUAAUUGCUGCUCACCUGGGUGGCCAGUUUAGGUAGCCCCAUUUAACCCUUCCCUCUUUUCCUUGCAGAUGCCUCAUUCCAGAAGGUUCCGCUCUUCAGAACGCAGCAGCCGGGGCAGCUUCCACGAGUGUUACAGAAGCCGCAAGCACAAGAGGAGGCGGAGUCGCUCGCGGUCGAGCAGCAGCGAGCGGCGCCACCGCAGGGAAGACAGCUAUCAUGUCCGUUCCCGCAGGUGAGCACGUGAGCAGAAGGUACCAAGAGCCAGUGCUGGCUGUGGCACCUGAAACAGGACCCUAGAAAAGAGUGGCUGUAGGUUGAAUGGCCUAACCUUCCCCAGCCUGGUGCCCUCUAGAUCAGCCCUCUAGAUUCAAACGAAGUGGGUUGCGAAGCCUAUGCAAAGUCAUUCGUAAUUGUAUUUAUAUGCUGCUUUUAUGCACCAAAAUAAUCAUGCUCCAAGUGGCUUAAAACAAAGAAAACAGGAACAUACGCAUUUCAAAAUCAAAACAAUAGCAACUAUAACAACGUACAAGAAGCAACAUUUCAUUGCUGUAAUUUUAACUAUAGCAUCCUAUAGUAAAAAUAGCAAGGGAGCUUGAAAGUUUCACCUUGGUCCUAGAAACAAGCCUCCCAUUAUGUUGUUGCAAGUUUUAUAAGCAAAUCCCAAAUCUUUAUUGCUUGUAAUCCUUUAAGUGGCCUUUUUUAUUUCGUUGGCAACUUACGAUGCUGUGUUGUCAAUUGUGGCAAUAAAUUGGUUGGUCACCAUUCCAAGAUGCUUUGGACUUGCAGGUCACCAUGCCAAAAAGAUUGGGAUCCGCUGUUCUAGAUGACGUUAGACUCCAGCUCCCAUCAUCCCUGACCAUUGGCUGUGCCUGUUGGGGCUGAAGGGAGUUGGAGUCUGGAAGGCAUCAGUUCAGGGAAGGCUGAAGGUCCCUGAAGCUUCGGUCUAUAUGGUGCGUGUGUGUGUUCGCAAUGCCCAUUCUUCCACGUUUUUGAGAUGUACACCUGGGGGGAAAGAAACAUGGUAAGCUCCCUGAUGAGGCCUUUUUUUGUUUGUUUGUGUAUAUGCACAGCUGUCAACUUUUCCCUUUUCUUGCGAGGAAUCCUAUUCGGAAUAAGGAAAUUCCCUUUAAAAAAGGGAAACGCUGACAGCUAUGGUGUGUGCGUUUGUGUGUGUGUGUGUGUGUGUGUGUACAUAUAUAUAUAUAUAUAUAUAUAUAUAUAUAUAUAUGGCAUUCCAGAGGGGUAGUUGUGUAUGAUGCAGCGUACAUAAAGGAGAGUACUUCUUCACACAGUGCACUGUUAAACUAUGUAACUCGCUUCCACAAGGGCCGGGCUGGCCACCAGCUUGGAUGGUUUUAAAAGAGGAUUAGAACAAUUCCUAGAUGAUGAGGCUAUCAAUGGCUAAUGGCACAAUGGCUAUGCUCUACCUCUACUGUCAGAGGCAGCAGGCCCCUUGAUACCAGGAACUGGGAACCACACAUGGAUUGAGUUGCUGCUGCCCUGAGGUCCUGCUAGCAGGCUUCUCAAUGGGGCAUCUAAUUGACCCCAGUGAGAACAGGAUGCUGGACUAGAGAGGCCAUUGGCCUGAUCCAGCAGGGCUCUUCUUGUGUUCUUGCUUCCUCUGACACUUUCAUAAAAACUGUUUGGUGCACAAUGAGUGGCUGAGAAGAGUGAGAACAGUAGCUGAGAACAGAUACGUGCACAGCACAAAGGACGGUUGCAGACGGGCUGGGGACAACUGUUGAUUAAAUGCGAGGGGUGUCGCUUGUCACUGAGAUGCAACAACUUUGCAUGCCGCAGCUCUUACAUGUCACAGCGCUUGGGUCCGGGGGGCUGGGCAGGCAACAGGCAGAAGCUGCAGGUCGGGGGGGGGCAAGCCUGGCCCAGGCGGCACUGUGAACCAGCCUUGCCCAAUGCCCUUUGCCUCUGCUCCUGGACGCUGGCUGAACUUUGCCAUGUUUCUCCCGCUCUGCCGUUCUCCCAGCUACGAUGACCACUCCUCCGAUCGGCGUGCCUACGACCGGCGCUACUGCGAUGGCUAUCGGCGAGACGGGUACAGCCGCGAGCGGGGCGACGCCUACUACGAGCCUGACUACCACCACUCCUACGAGUAUCAGCGUUCUCGGGACGGCAGCUACCGCAGUUGCAAAAGCAGCCGCCGGAAGCGACGGCGGAGACGCCGCCGCAGCCGCUCCUUCAGCCGCUCCUCAUCGGUGAGUAGUUGUUGCGGCCUCCGAGCCUCCAAAGGCAGCCAGAGUUCUUCUGUGAGAAACACAACUGCGCAGUGGAUACUUUCGAGGCCCUGGUGUUAGUCCCGAGCCCCCUUCCCUUCCAGAAACGUCCACGCUGCUUGGAGGCCUGUCCUGCUCUGUUGAGAGUCCUAGAUUGCUCCCGCUCUUGUCUUUUGGUAAGGAUGGUUACUAGCUAUAAUGGCUAUGCUCUGCCUCCACAGUUGGAGGCAGUAAUGCUUCCGAAUACCAUUCACAAGAGGGAGAGCGCUGUUUUGCUCAGGCUCAGGGUGCUGGACUGGAUGGACCAUUAUCCUGAUCUGGCAGGGUUCUGCUUGUGCUCUUAUGAUGGACUGCAAAUGCUGCUGCAUUAGGGACGUUAGAAGAGUCCCGUCUCCCCAGUGGCCAAGCUGGUCCUCCUGUGAUGCCAUCAAUUGGAGCGUGAUGGUAAUAGUCCUCUCCCUGGCUACUGUUUUCUAGGGGGCAGGCUGCCCCGAUCUCAGAGUUAGCUCAUAGCCAUCAUGACAACCAGCCACUGAUGUCCUUCCCCACCUCAUGAAUUUGCCUGCAUCCCCUUUUAAGGUCACCUGAGGUGCUCUCAGAGGGUCAGGCCAGCCAGUGUCGAGGGUGGACUAAUGCGUCCGAUCUGAGAGUUUUCAGACUUCUCUAGACACACAGGCAAGGCCUGUGAUUUUGUGCUAAAAAGAAGAUUUACAGUUUGACUUCUUGUGACGACAGCCUCGCCACGGGUGUGUGUGAAUGAUUUCAGCCUAUCCCUUGUGGUGGGCCUCCUCGGCUUGUUUGCUCCCAGGUGGCUGUCUUCACCUCUUCAGGCAAGUAGGGAGUAGAGGCCUCUGGAACCCUGCUGGCUCCAUAGUCUAAAUUUCAGGACCAUGGUCCAUCUAGCUCAGUAUUCCCUACACUGACUGGCAGUGGCUCUCCUGGAUUUCAUACAGGGGGUCUCUCCCUGCCCUCCCUGAAGAUGCAGCAUCAGCAAAGCCCAGCAGGGAUGCCAGACUGGCAACCUGUGAGAGUAUGAAAUAGAAAACCAACUUCCAUCUAUCUAGCCCAGUCUUUACAUAGCCUGACCGGCAGUAUCUCUCUAAAGUUUCUUUGGGGCAGAGGACCUUUCCCAGCCCUACAAGGAGAUGCCAGCAACUGAGCAGGGGACCUUUUUCACUUGCAAAGGAUGUAGUUCUUUGAAUUCUCUGCAUAUGAAGCUACAGACUACUGAGUGAAACAGCUGGUUCAUUUUGCCCAAGACCAGCUCGCUUGACAGAGUUUGAAGAGGUUUUUUAAGUGAGCAAGCUCUGUGUUAUAGGAAGAAAAUAGACCUUUUGGAUACUCACAGAACAGUGGGUGCCUGCUAGCUUUUUAACAGUUCUCAUGGGGAAUCUGUGGCUUUCCUGAUACUGCUGGACUACAGCACGACCAGUGAUUAUGGGAGCUGUUGCCCAGCAACUUCUGGAGGUUGAUAGGUUCUCUGUCGCUUCCCAGGACAGGCAUGGGCUUUAUUGUAGAAUUGGUGUGUCCCCAACGUCUGAUAGCUGACAAACAUACCUUUCCCCGAAGUAACAAAUGAGGAUGUCACCAGUUGAGGACACAAUUCCUUCUUGCACCUAAAAAAAGGUUGACUUUGAGGUUCUGUAAGAGUAUGAACCAACAACUCCUUUGUUUUCUGUCGUGUGUCUGCUUGUCCUGGUCAUACCUCUUGAUUGGAAGGCCAGAGCAAUGACUUAGUCCAGAGAUGCAGCAGACAGCCUCGUACAAGAGCUAUUGCCUCUCUGUAUCAUAAGGAAUUGAAAUCACCCCAUCACACACUGUGCAAGCAUGCUGCAAAAUUAUCUGCUCCCCCCCAAGCAGAGGCUGUUCAGAAGGAGGCAUGGCCAGAGUGCCAAAUGGUGCAGAGAAACAAAAGUCAGGCUCUUCCACUCAUAAGUCCUUUGGACUUUUGGGAGCCUUGAACUAGGAAAUGUUCUGGUACAUGGCGUAGGUACAUAACUGACCCGGCUUUUUUGGUUAGUGGAUAGAGCUCAGCCAAAGUUCCACCUUACGGGAAGCUGUGUGCUUCAACCUAAUUUCUCUUGUCUUGGUAACUGGGGAAAAUGCGCCCUGAAGUUAUAGCUUCUGGGAACAUGGGGGAUCUUCCUUAGACCAGUUCAGGCCUUUUGCCCAUCUAGCCCAGUAGAUUCUGACUGUCAAUGCUUCUCCUUGAUCUCGGGCAGAGAAAGGUCUUGCCCACCACCAGCUGCCUGGAGUUGCCAGGGACUUAACCCUGGGCCUUCAGUCUACAGAGCAUGUGCUCAGCCAUCAAAGUCCAGUUCCUUCCCUUCUCUGCAUGUUGGGGGUAAGCAAGUCUAGGAGGCUGGAAAGGAUGAGGUUGACCAUGGAGGAUUCCCACCCCUUGCCACUGAUCGUCUGGUGGGGUCUGCUUCAAGCAAGCCCUAUCCCUUUCCUGUGGUUGCUGAGCUUCUGGCUGGUGAGCCACUGUCUGUGUGCUCUUCCAGCAUGUAGACCCUAUCAUGCGAGGACCCGACUUUUCUCUCUGCCCUGUCCUUUUGUACUGCCUUGGGUGGGUCUGUUUUGUGGAAGACUUUCUCCAUAUAUAUAUAUUUAUAUAUUUUACUACUACUUCUUUGAUUAUACAUUUUAUUUUUAUUUUUUUAAAAGAGAGAUUUCCUAAGCUAGUGUGUGUGUUAUCUUGACUUUUUUUUCCCUUGCAAUAUCCCUUAUCGUUUAUAUAUAUAUGCGCCUCUGCGCCGUAUGAAUUGGCCUGGGAAUCGUCCCUCCUUCCUUCCUCAAAUCUGCCAACGGGCCUACCUACCAUUUCCAUGGGUGACGCUUGGCUGGCUGGCUUGCCCCUGCGCUGGUUUGAAAACGCCCCGAAUUGGCCGGGUGAAUGAAUGAAUGAAAACACGAAAACCCUCCCCUCCUCUGCCUGUGCCUGCGUUUUUGGGGACCCCCCCGCAGCGGAGUCAGCAAAGCGGCCGGAGAGCCAAGAGCGUGGAAGACGACGACGAAGGCCACCUCGUCUAUCGCAUCGGCGACUGGCUUCAAGAAAGAUGUACAGCCAAAUCGUAACAUAAUCUAGUCUCUAGUUAAGCUCCCGUUGCAGUCGCGCAGUUGCUCUCUUAGCUUCCCCUUCCCGCCCUGUUCCUUUUUUAUUUUUCUUCGCAGUAUUAAUUGUUGUUGUUGUUAUUUUUUUAAGGAGGAAAAAAAAAAAGCCCAGCCCUUCUUCUGUUUCCUUUUCUUUAAAGAGUCUCCCUUCCCAACUCCUUUCUCUGUUAUCUUUUCAUAUUGUUACCCAAAGUGUCAGGGAUUGAAUUAGUUUGCAGGGGCCUCCCUGUCUUGGCUCUUUGAGCUGGCAAAGGCAGCCUUUGUGAUGGUGUGUUAUGCGCUGUGACCAGACACUGCUUGUUCUCUUACAUUCUCUUUCUCUCUUUCUCUGUCUCUCUCUCCUUUCUCAGACGAGAUUAUUAGCACCCUCGGAGAGGGCACUUUUGGCCGGGUGGUACAGUGUGUGGAUCACCGCAGGUGAGUGAGCCAGUGGCAGAAGGAAGUAGCAUUUGGAAUUCUUGUCUGAGCGGCAGCUGUGCUGGCCACUUGCAGCAAACAUAGCAAAUGUGUUCUGCUUAAAGGCUUAUGGGGGUGAAUCUUGCAUUGUGUGUUGGAACUGCUUUUCUGUGAGGAACAGCAAAAGCACCUGGGCAUCCUCCAGCUUAGAAAAAAGGAGUGACUCAGAAGUUGUGGGGAAGGGCCCUAGCUCACUGCUAGAGUAGCUGCUUUACAUGCUGGAGGUCCCAGCCUCAGUCCCCAGCAUCUCCAGGUAGGGCUGGGGAAAAGACUCCUGUCUGAAAUCCAGGAAAGUCAGCAUAGCCUGUACUGAACUAGAGGGACCCAAUGGUCUGACUCCGCAGAAGGCAGAUUUCUAGAGAGAGUCUCUGUAAUAUUUGCUUGAUACAGCGAUAGCUCAGUUGGCCAUAGGUCAGUUGUAGAGCAUCUGAUUUGCGUACAGGAAGUCCCAGGUUCAAUCUGAAGCAUCUCCAGGUAGGGCUGGAAAUGUCCCCUCCGUGAAACCCCAGAGAGCCUGUGCCGGUCAGUGAAGAUAGUACUGAGCUAGAUGUUCCAAUAGUCUGACUAGUACAGGGGUCAGCAAGGUUUAUCUUGCCUGGGUCAGAUUGGUCCCGCGGAGAUCACUCCAUGGGCCGGAUUGUGCGUGGGUCUUUUUCUGAGUCUGUGCAUGCACAGACGCAAUUUUUGGCGCCGCGGAAGUGAGCCCCCGCGCUGCGCAGUGCUGGUUUAGCACAGCACGCGAGUGGGCAUCUCAGUUCAGGGGGUGCUUGGGGGCCAGUCAAACAACCUCUGCGGGCCGCUUCCAGCCCAUGGGCCUUAGGUUGCUGACCCCUGGACUAGUAAAAGACAGCUUCCUAGGGUCCUAACUCAGACCUGGCUUUUUUGUGAAGCCAGGUGCUGGAGACUACAUAGACCUUGCUGUGAUUCAGCAGGGCUGCCCUUAUUUGUGGACUAGAACCCACUUCAUCAGAUGGCGUGGACUGCUAACCUUAGCUGGUGCCUAGAUUUUUAUAUAUAACCACAUAGUGCGCAGACACACUUCUCCCCAUAUUGGUAAAAAGUAUUUCUGCCAGGAAAUGCAUGUGUAUCUAGGUAAAGUCCAAAUGUGUACAAGAAAUGCAGCAGAGGAGGGGGUAAGGGAGUAGACAAGAAUCUCAGGAGCCCUCCAGAUGUUGUUGGACUCCAACUCAGCUGGCAUAGCCAAUCAGGGAUGAUGGGAGUUGUAGUCCAGCAACCUCUAGAGCAGCCUUUCUCAACCUGUGGGUCCUCAGAUGUUGUUGAACUACAUCACCCCUAGCUAGCAAGGCCAGAGCUAAGGGAUGAUGGGAGUUGUAGUCCAACAACAUCUGGGGACCCACAGGUUGAGAACUGCUGCUCUAGAGGAUCACAGGUUCCCAUCUCUGUCUUAGACCAGGCGUCGACAACCUGUGACCCAUGGGCCAGAAGCAGCCCGCGGAGGCCAUUUAACCGGCCCAUGAGCCACCCCAGAACUGAGCCGCGGGGACUCGCUUCCGUGGUGUCCGAAAUUGUGCCUGCAUACUCGCAGACGUCGGAAAUCGCGUCUGUGCAUGUGCAGACUUGCGCAGGCGCUGGAAAUUGUGGGCGCACAUGCUCACGCACACUCGCUAUCCAGCCCACGGAGGGGGCUCUGCGGACUGAUGUGGCCCAAGCAAGGUAAACCUUGCCGACCCCUGUCUUAGACCAAUUGUGUCCCAACCAGUCAGGAAUCAUAUUUUAAGCGAACUUACAGAAGUGUAAAGCUGGGAUGGGGGAAUUUGUGGAGCCCUCCUGAUGUUGUUGGACUCCAACUCCCAUCAUCACCAGCAGCCAGCAUCCAUGACCAUUGUCACUCAUUAUGGGAACUGGAGUCUUAACCACUUCUGGAGAGCUCCACAGGUUCUCUGUAGUCAGAAGUUGAGAUGAUGAAUAGCAUUUCAAGCAUCUCUCCCCGCCUUCUUCCACCCAAAUACCUUGAUUCUGAGAUACCUCUCUUGCAUUCCUCCCAAGGGGCAAUACACGGGUGGCUCUAAAAAUAAUCAAGAAUGUGGAAAAGUACAAAGAGGCAGCUCGGCUGGAGAUCAACGUGCUGGAGAAAAUUAACGAGAAGGAUCCGGAGAACAAGAAGUGAGUAGCUCUAACACAUCUUGAAAUAGGUGUGUGCACCCUUGGCAAAAUCUCUUCUCAAGGAGAAAAACUCUAACCCAGCCUUUUUUUCCUAGUUUGCCUUCCUAGACCAGGUGCAGGAACUCCUGGCUUUCUCCUAUAGUGCCACCUAGUGGAGAUUACUUACAUAUCUGUAAAAGAACUCAAGGGCAGUGUAGAAAUGUCUUUAACCAGCGGUUAGGCAGGUUAGACUGCGAGAAGUAGCAGCCAGCCUAUGGCCCACCUAGUAAGCAGAGUUGUUGCAACAGCCAUGUGGGGUGGGGAGCUGAGCAUCGCUGUUCUCAGCGGAGGCAGUGGAGAGGCCUUGCUGUACCUUCUCUCUCCUGCUUUAACCUGAUAAAACGGCUGCAGCUAGUUGAGGGAGGAGGAUUUUUGAAAAGAAUAAUCUUCGUUGGAUUGUUACAUAUAAUAGCAAUUAUAUAGCAUGACAUCCCCCCCCACCCCCAUAACAGGUAUCAGGUUGCACAUUAACACGAACGAUUCUUAUAAAUAUGUACAAGUUAUCUAAAUGUCCGGCAUGUAACGUUCUGGAGACAGCACAAAAAUUGUGCCAUCUGUCUCUGUCAUUCCCAAGGAAGAAAUAUAGUUCAAGCCGUCCUCUUCAGGAUAGCAAUGCAUGCAAAGAUGCCUUGUAGAGAGUUUUAUCUCCAAGACCAGUUUCAUUCAUAUAUGGAGUAAAUGGCCACCAUAUUGCAAAUCCACCCCCCCCCCCCGUUUUAUAACUUCUGAGUUAUUUUCUCAGUAGUGGCCAAUUACCAGACAUUUCUGUACCCCGAGUCGUGGGAUAGUCCUUGUGUGAGGCCCUCAGGGUUUCAGCCGUAGCUAGCCGAGUGGCCAGUAAAAGAAUAAGCAAUAAAUAUUUGCGAGUCCCAUCACUCUCCUCCUCCUGUAGCCUGAUAAAACAACUGCAGGGAGGAGUCUUCAACUGCCUGUGCCUUUCUCUGUCCUCCAGCCUGUGUGUGCAGAUGUACGAUUGGUUCGACUAUCACGGUCACAUGUGCAUUUCCUUCGAGCUGCUGGGACUCAGCACCUUUGACUUCCUGAAGGACAACAAUUACCUGCCUUACCCCCUCCACCAGAUAAGGCACAUGGCCUAUCAAGUGUGCCUGGCUGUCAAAUGUGAGUGUCAAGAGGAGAAAGGGGCUGGGGUGGGAGGGCAAGUGGGGACAAGAGGCUGCAGGAAGAGGCAGGCCUGCUGGAUCUGGACGGUUUAAUGCAUUUGUUUAUUUAGACCAUUUCCGUAAAAAAAAAAAAAAAAAGGCUGCAGCUCUCGAGUUGCAGCUUCUUGUAGUUUAGAGAAAAGCUGAACAAGAGGUGACAUGAAGUUUGUAAAACAAUGCGUGGCCUGGAGAAAAGUACACAAGAGCCCAGCAGGAUCAGGCCAAUGGCCCGUCUAGUUCAGCAUCCUAUUAUCACAGUGGCCACCAGAUGCCUGGAAAGCAGGAUCCAAGCAGAAAAAUGCAGUUCCCUCUUGCGCUUUUCAGCAGCUGGUAUUCAGCAGUAUUACUACAAACUUGCCUCACAAGGGAGUUACAGGGACAGACCCGGAACAUGGCGUCUUCCCCCUUCCUGGACUCUAGAACCUGAAACAGGUUCUUACAUUUUGCGUACCCAGAAGGUAGCCACCUGUGCAAAGUCGAGAGGUUUUUGCGUCUUUGCAGACACCCCUGCCCCACUCUGUCCUCCUUCCUGGCAGGCCAGAGGGAUGGUUGCAGUUCAAGGACACGUUCCAGCCACACAAAUCCACUUCAGGAGGAGACAGAGCAGGGCUGCUGAGAGGUGUUGUCUGAGGAGCCUCGCAGAGACUCGGUGGAGAGGUACCAGAGGCCACAUUUGGUCUUCAGUUCCUCACUCACCUCUGCCAUAGAUCCCUGGAAGGCUGGGCUUGCUUUGCACGAAAAAUGCCCACGCUCAAACUUCGAAAUCUCCAGUUAAAAUAAUCCCAGGCAGAAAAGCCUGACAACACCUCUGUGUGCCCUUCGAUGAGACAUUACUCUCCAGGAGUCUCUGUAGAAAGCAGCUUGGUUAUGUUCAGCUGCAGCCAGGAGGGAAGUGUCCCCUAAAAGUGGAUGCGUUAAACCUGGAAAGAUGAAAAUGUUGUCUUUAAAAGGUUUCCGAGGAGAGGGCUUGGAUGGGAGGGGUGCUGACCUGUGGCCUGGUUCACGUGGAGAACUUUUAGAGCUGUGCAAGAUGAACAAGUACAGCUUUGCAAGUUUUAACAUCCUGCCUUGUACCCACCUCUCGUGUCAAAAUCUGAGCUGGUUUCAUUUCCUCCCUCCCCCUCCAGUUUUGCAUGAAAACAAGCUCACGCAUACGGACCUCAAGCCCGAAAACAUCCUCUUUGUCAACUCUGAUUAUGAGAUGACCUACAACCUGGAAAAGGUGAGUCUGUGCGUUGGAUAAAUCCAUAUCAUACUGCAACAAACAGGCCAGCAGCGGGGGUGGCCAAAACUCCCUUUGCACUUUGCAAUCUGUGCAGCAUUGGCUCCAGGGAGGAAAGAAGAAGAAGAAGAGAAGAGUUUGGAUUUGAUAUCCCGCCUUUCACUCCCUUUAAGGAGUCUCAAAGCGGCUAACAUUCUCCUUUCCCUUCCUCCCCCACAACAAACACUCUGUGAGGUGAGUGGGGCUGAGAGACUUCAAAGAAGUGUGACUGGCCCAAGGUCACACAGCAGCUGCAUGUGGAGGAGCGGAGACGCGAAGCCGGUUCCCCAGAUUACGAGACUACCGCUCUAACCACUACACCACACUGGCUCUCAAAGAGUGAUGAGCAGGGCUGAUUGGCAGGAUAUAGGAAGCUGCUAGGCACCAAAUCAAGACCAUUGGGCCAUCUGUCUCAGUACUGUCUACACUGACUGGCAGCGCCUCUUCGGGGUUUCAGGCAAGGAGUCUCUACCCACCCUACCUGGAGGUGCCGGAGAAUGAACCAGGAAUCAUCUGUGUGUAAAGCUGCGUCCUUUCCCCAUCCUUGCCUGGGACAUCAAUCAAGGCGUGGUGAACCUUUUUCAGCCUGAGGGCCACAUCCCCUCUUGGGCAGUCUUCCAGGGGCCAGUGGCAAAAGUGUGCAGAGCAACAAACGCCAAGUUUCCCCAAUGUACAGUAGGCUAGUUUCAGUGUUUCCCAAACUUGAGUCUCCAACUGUUUCUGGACUAUAAUUCCCAUCAUCCCUGACCAUUGGUCCUGCUAGCUGGGGAUGAUGGGAGUUGUAGUCCAAAAACAGCUGGAGACUCCAGUUUGGGAAACACUGCUACCCACAUUCAAACUCCCCCCCCCCUUUCUUGAUCUUCCAAGCAAGAGGCAUUAUGGGAGUCCCAGGGCAUAUUCCAGCCAAGCAAAAAAUGCUCAGAAGCCAGGGUGGGAAGUGAAGCAGAGCUGCUGAGGGAUGUGACCUGGGGAAGUGGGGUGUGGCCAGAUAUAGAGGCCUUGGGGGGGCUGCACAUGGCCCCUGAGCCUGAAGCCCCCCUCCACCCUGCGUUAACUGUCCCUUCCCCUUCCUUUCUUCCCCUGUCUCCCCCUCCCCACAAGAAGCGAGACGAGCGGAGUGUCAAGAACACGGCCGUCCGGGUGGUCGAUUUCGGCAGCGCCACCUUUGACCACGAGCACCACAGCACCAUCGUUUCCACGCGGCACUACCGGGCCCCGGAAGUCAUCCUGGGUCAGUGUCUUGGCGCUCACUUGAUUUGGGGGUUGCUAGUGAGUUUGUGCAGGUGGGCAGGGCAGGAAGGUCUGCACAAGACUGGGCUGGUGAGGAGAAGUGGGGCAGCGGUGGGGCUUGGCAACCUGCUGAAAUUCUUUCUCGGUAUGACAGAGCUCGGUUGGACCCAGCCCUGUGACGUCUGGAGCAUCGGCUGCAUCAUCUUCGAGUACUACAUGGGCUUCACUUUGUUCCAGGUGAGCAUUCCACAAGGUCUGUAGCACAAAUUGCCUGUAGCGUCGGUUCUCAAAACUCCGUCCGCAGCACAAAGACCUCACCACAACACUGGCAACCAACUGUCAGGGGCUGGACUGAGGAGGAAUGGUGGGAGCCGCUGUUGCCGCCGCUCACCCCUCUCUGCAGCUUCCUGGGAAGAGGAGGACAGUGUAGAUUUAGAACAGUGGUUUGCCGAAAGGCAUAGUUCAGAGGCUGACGAGGGGGAAAGCUGGGAUAUAUUGGGGGAGCAGCAGGAAGGAGAAGCAUCGGGGGAGAGACAUUUAACAGACUCAAUGUCAUAGAAUCAUAGAGUUGGAAGAGACCACAAGGGCCAUCGAGUCCAACCCCCUGCCCAGCAGGAAACACCAUCAGAGCACUCCUGACAUAUGGUUGUCAAGCCUCUGCUUAAAGACCUCCAAAGAAGGAGACUCCACCACACUCCUUGGCAGCAAAUUCCACUGCCGAACAGCUCUUAACUGUCAGGAAGUUCUUCCUAAUGUUUAGGUGGAAUCUUCUUUCUUGUAGUUUGGAUCCAUUGCUCCGUGUCCGCUUCUCUGGAGCAGCAGAAAACAACCUUUCUCCCUCCUCUAUGUGACAUCCUUUUAUAUAUUUGAAUGUCUCUUGAAAGCAUUCCUGAUCCUCACUUUCCCAAAACCAGACGGGCUAUGUGAGUAGCAGAGCAGAAAUCUCAGAGGCAGAAAGCACUGACCAGCCGGUGCAGGGGUGAUAUAUAUUAGGAGGGACUGAAGGGCUGGGACUUCACUUGAAGCAACACCAUUAUUGUAAAGACAGCAUUCCUUUGUCUCUCUCUGUGAAUACUGAAUAAAUUAUGUGGUAAGAAGUAUUUCGGUUAUAGUCAUAACUCUUGUUAUGUUCAGUUCAGGUUAUGUCUUUUCAGGUUGCGUCCCGUGGUGACCCAAAAAUACCAGAAAGGGUUACUUCCGGGUUUCGCCGCUUGCACAUGCGCGCAAAAUGAUGUCAUGCACAGAAGCAGCGAAUCGCACCCCGUGCGUGCGCAGACGCGGGUUGUGUUCCUUUCAGGUUGCGAACGGGGAUCCAGAACGGAUCCUGUUCGCAACCAGAGGUACCACUGUAUCUGCCUUUUGACUGCCACCGGAGGAGGGAUUGUAAUUCCCUGAAGCCUUGAUAGAGCUUUGACACCAACUUCGAAACGAAAUGUUAUUUUGGCAUAUUGCCCCCCCCCAACCAUUUUCAAUCCCAAGCUGUUUUACUUUCAGACCCAUGAUAACAGAGAGCAUCUGGCAAUGAUGGAGCGAAUCCUGGGUCCCCUUCCAUCGAGGAUGACCAGGAAGACCAGGUGGGGCCUUUUUGGUGCUCACGUGUGAGAUGGGAUGGGAAAAUCUGAAACGCUUCCUUCCUUUGGGGUUGUUGGGUGGGUGGCUGCUCCCUAACCCCUCCACUCACCUGGCUUUUUGUACUCUGGACCUCACCUGGCCAUUCCUCGUUCACUGCAGGAAGCAGAAAUACUUCUACCACGGCCGCCUGGACUGGGACGAGAACACCUCUGCUGGGCGCUAUGUUCGAGAGAACUGCAAGCCGCUGAGAGUAAGGCUGCUUUGUGAUGGGAGAUCUGGAGGGAUGUCACAGGUCUGGGAGAAGGGUUGGGCAAGGCGGGUUGGCUGGCACCAGUGGAAACUCUGGGUAGGAGCAAAGAGCAGCUUUCACCUACGAAGUGGUCAUAUACCGAGUCAUAAGGGAGAGCCUGCUGUAUUAGGCCAGUGGCCCAUCUAGUCCAGCUUCCUGUCCUCACAGUGGCUGGACGGGUGCCCCAAUGCGGAACCCUCAAGCAGGUCCUGAACACAAGAGCAACUGGUAGCCUCACCCUCCCCAAAUUUUCCCAACUCUCUUAAAGCCAUCCAAGCUGUUGGCCGUCACUGCCCCCUGCAGGAGCAAGUUGCAUAGUUCAGCUGUGCGCUGCGUGAAGAAGUCCCGUGUUUUAUCUGUCCUGAAUCUUCCAAGUUCGUAUUCCUUAGAUGCCCCCAAGUUAUCGUGUUUCUGAGUGACGGGGGGAUUCUUUUCCCUCUCCACUUUCUCCAGGCCAUACAUCUCUCUCAUGCCACCUGUUACUCACUUUUUCUCUAUAAACCAGUGUUAAAAGAUACAUAAGCUAGGUGCCAAAUGGCUUCUUAAACCCAGGGUUACAAGUCUCCAAAACGGAAUGCCUCAGUUGCCAUUUGGGGGCCAGGCGGCUCAAAGGUCACGUUUUUCAGUACAACUUCUUGGUUCCUGAAAUUUGUUCUGAUUGUGCAGAUAAAAUAUAAUGAAUAGACUUCUACAGGGUGGGGUAUGAGUGUGUGAAAACGAUCCAAGGAUCUCCCGGCAUUCAUCUCCAGAUGGUGGAGACGUCAGGCGCCAUCCAUGUGCCCAGGCGUCUUCACUUGGUCGCAUGUGGUCGAUAGCCAGGUGCAAAAUACGCAUGGCAAAUUUCGAACGCUGCUCUAAACCUAAGAAUCGCCUUUCCUCAUGAGGGGGUUGCUGCAUCCCCUUGAUCAUUUUGCUCGCCCUUUGGGGAACGUUUCCCAGCUCUGCAUAAAGGUAAAGGGAUAACUGACCAUUAGGUCCAGUCGUGACCGACUCUGGGGUUGCGGCGCUCAUCUCGCUUUAUUGGCCAAGAGAGCUGGCGUACAGUUUCCGGGUCAUGUGGCCAGCAUGGCUAAGCCGCUUCUGGCGAACCAGAGCAGCACAUGGAAACGCCGUUUACCUUCCCGCUGGAGUGGUACCUAUUUAUCUACUUGCACUUUGACGUGCUUUUGAACUGCUAGGUUGACAGGAGCAGGGACCGAACAACGGGAGCUCACCCCGUCGCGGGGAUUCGAACCACCAACCUUCUGAUCGGCAAGCCCUAAGCUCUGUGGUUUAACCCGCAGCGCCACCUGCGUCCCAGCUCUACAAUACAGUGGUACCUCGGGUUAAGUACUUAAUACAUUCCGGAGGUCCGUACUUAACCUGAAACUGUUCUUAACCUGAAGCACCACUUUAGCUAAUGGGGCCUCCUGCUGUUGCCGCACCGCCGGAGCACGAUUUCUGUUCUCAUCCUGAAGCAAAGUUCUUAACCUGAAGCACUAUUUCUGGGUUAGUGGAGUCUGUAACCUGAAGCGUAUGUAACCUGAAGCAUAUGUAACCCGAGGUACCACUGUAUCCCUUUUGUGGUGAGGCUACCAGAACGGCACACAGCAUCCCCCUAGGUUUGCCUCCAGCAGCCGGUCUUUCCUUGCGUUCUGACAGCCGCCUUCUCCCCACAGAGGUACCUGGCCUCCGAGGCCGAAGAACACCACCAGCUCUUCGACCUCAUCGAGGGCAUGCUGGAAUACGAGCCAGCCAAGCGGCUGACGCUGGCCGAGGCCCUGAAGCAUCCCUUCUUCGACUCCCUGAAGCUGCAGACUGGCCCCAAAGCCUGGGACUCCAGCCGUGACAUCAGCCGGUGACCAGCGUAGCUCCUCCUCCCUGACUCAUCCCCGCCCCCGCCCCCCCAAUACCUUCCCGCACAUUCGGCCCCUGUGGAGGCUCGUGCAGGUUACGCUCAUGCAUUUUGGUGCUUUAAAAAUAAUAAUAACAGGGACGACGAUAAUACAGACUGCGUCCUGAUUCACCACAGGCUCCCUUUUUUGUUAUCAUGUAAAGCUUGUUAAUAUGUCAGAUAGUGUGUGUGUAUAUAUAUAAAUAUAAAUAUCUAUAAAUAUAUAUAUAUAUAUAAACAUGCAGGAAAUCUUGUGGCAUUUCCCACCUGCCCCCAUUCCUGUAAAUAAUGUGACCCUCCCUCUGAAUCGGUGCCCUCUUCUCCUUUCCUGCUCCUGCUGUACAUAAUUCCAGCCCCCUCUCUCCCUUCCACAGCGUGUUCUCAGCGUCCCCAUGUAAGUUAUAAGGCUGGUGGGAUCCCCUUUGGGGAAUUAUUUUUGGAUACUAAACCAUAGCCCAUUCCAAUGCCAGGAUUUUAUAUGGAUUUUGUACAGUCUUUGUGGGAAAAUGAAAUAAAAUAUGACAUGAAUUAAUGCUAUAA